This is a messenger RNA of Aspergillus bombycis, 2400 nucleotides long. Its product is annotated as Zn(II)2Cys6 transcription factor. The transcript has 4 exons. Gene Ontology annotation, biological process: positive regulation of transcription from RNA polymerase II promoter by galactose. Gene Ontology annotation, molecular function: RNA polymerase II cis-regulatory region sequence-specific DNA binding; zinc ion binding; DNA-binding transcription factor activity, RNA polymerase II-specific. Bases 1 to 2400 code for a protein of 799 amino acids. Lineage: Eukaryota; Fungi; Ascomycota; Eurotiomycetes; Eurotiales; Aspergillaceae. The record is from RefSeq and is a predicted model, not a curated record. Gene Ontology annotation, cellular component: nucleus.
AUGUCUUCAUUCCGUGGAACCCCCAACGCAGCUCUCUUUUCCGUUCCUCUGUCGCUCGGGAUAUCCACUACUGCGCACCGCACCACGGGCGACAACGCAAUGGAGCCUCGCGGAACCAAGAGGGCCGGUAAUUCGACCUCCCCUGGCUCAUCCAAACGCCGAGGCCCAUACGCUCUUCGGGCAUGCAUGACUUGUCGACGCCGAAAGGGGAGAUGUGACGGCCAGCUGCCUUGUGGCUACUGCGACCGCCGCGGACACGCCUGUAUCUACGAUCAGGAACAUGCCAUCACGAUGGAUGACGGACAACAUGCCGCAUCCGUAUCAGGCAUGAGGGAUCCCGACCCAGUGCGUCAGCCUCCAGUCGGGGCUAGUGUUCUGUCCUGUGCUCCGGCGGCUGCCAUUUCCAAAGACUCAAGACCGUCAGCUCCCGUUCCAGCCUCUAGUCAUCCGUCUUCGCUUGCACAUCUAGUUGCGGGUUUACGCGCCCAGUUAAAGAACGUCGAAUCGCUCGUGCAAGCUUAUGGCAAAGACGGCAAUUAUUCUGGAAACAAUCCGACUCGAUCUGUGCCGUUGCAUCAAGCUGGUCAGGCCAUACAAGGGCCCAAUGCUCGCUCCAGCCAGCGGGAGGCGAGGCAUAACGGGUCUGGCCUGCGCCCCAUCAGUCGUGGCUUCUGCGGACCCACGAGCCCCGACUACAGUAUGAAUGUAGUGCAGAUCACGCUGCAGGAGCGUGGUUACCUUGAAUCUUCAGUGGAUCGGCCCACGCUACCGAGUUUUGAUCGGGACCACCUCUCCCCAUCGACAAUUAGCCAGUGGCAACCUCCCUGCCAUAGGGAUGACCGACAUCAACUAUUACAAUUUCGAUCCUAUCUCACAGUCCAGGAUGCCGAGGAAGCCAUAUCGGUGUACAAUGAUGCUGUGGGAGAAUUGCAUUCAUUUGUCGAUAUUAGGAACAUUCGAGUUCAGUUGGAUGUUUGGUAUACUCGUGAUACAGAAUCUGCUAUUGGCCGCACGACGCAACGGUCUGACUACUAUGAUCUGAUCAUUUUCAAUCUUAUGCUAGCAAUAGCGGCACAGGCUGGAAUGGAGUCGCUACGCGCAAGGUCAGCAGGUGCCGUGUACUCUGUCUUCCAGCGUGCCGCUAAUGCCUCCAUCACGUCUACGACUACGAGUAUUAAGCAAGCAGUUAUCGUCUUGUUGCUGCGGGCCAAGGGCUGUUGCUAUAUGUUCCAUGAUCAACCACGGCUCGCACUUAGAAUGUGCGGCAAUGCUGGACGCAUAUUGAUGGAAUUGGGCAUCCACAACGGCAAUGUAGUCAAGCACGGGCUGGCAUCGGAGGCGCAGCGCAAAGAGGGUUCCAUGCUCAUGGGCUGUGUCACUGUGCUUGAUCGGCAGUGGAGUGCGAUGACUGGCUUGCCACCCAAUUUCUCCAAUAAUACUUUCAGUCCGAAGGUGACGCAUCUAUCCGACUCGCCAUAUACGAUGGCCAUGAAUAAGCUUGCUCUCAUCAGUGACAAGUUCAGCGAACCCAUCGCUCUGGCAGCGCAGGGAAACAGCCGCCAAGACGACGAUGCCGUUGAGCUGAUGCUGUUCCAGGUUCAGCAGUGGCAGAAAAAGUGUGUCGGCGGUCGAGAGCUUUCCGACGUGAAAACUUGGCUGGUCCAACCUUCGUCGAUGCCUCCUCCAUGGAUGUUGCUCCUAAUCUUCCGCGCGGUGUCCAUCCGGAGUCUCCUGUUUCGCCCUUCUUUCUUCCCCAGUUCCCGUGUCGAGAGAAGCAAACAACACGUAUCGCCGGCCCUCGAGCUCUUGUGGCAGUCGAUCGAUGCCUUGUUUCAAAUCGACAGCGCCACCGAUAUUUAUUGCAAGCAUCGCCCGUACUAUCAACACAUCUUGGCUUCGAUCUGCUCACUGGUCUUUUUGCUGACCGGCUACGUUCACGACCAUCGCACGGCCCUCUCCUCAUCUUUGCCGCCCGAUUUUGACUGGAAGAUUCGUGGCUGUCUUCAGACGGCCUCUGAUCUCGCCAGAAAAUAUGCCAACACUUCUGCAGCCGCCCACAAGCUAUGGGAAAGAAUCCUGGAAGUUCGUCAUGUCCUCGAAACGUAUGGUAUAAAACCUAUGUACGCCUCCCGAGAGCGGAACUCAACCUUAACAAGCGAACGUGGCUCCAGCUCGACAAAUCCUCUCGCAAUACAGAAGCAGCCCCCUCUGCCGUUGCCAGAGGUUCCAGCGGAGGCCGCCGUUGCCCCAGCAAAUGCCUCUUGCGAGACGGAUACAUGCCUCGUGGGCGUCAAUCUAGGUCUCGAACCUCCAACAGAAGCCAGCAAUUGUCUCCUGGAGGACCCCCAGGCUUUGGGGUUGCCUGCCUGGCCCUCGAUGGAUAGCUAUCUCUUCCAUUGA